CUAUCUUCGUGAUAGUAUUAACCUUAGAAUAGGCCUUGAUUGUCAGUGUUUCAAUGACUUCAUAAGAUAAAAGAGAUCCAUUCACUUAAUAUUUUCUAGUAAUAUUUUCCAAAGUAAGAUAUGACCAGCUUGAUAACCUACAUGAAUUUCAAACUUUAAUUCAAGUGCCCGUAAUGUCCAUCUCAACUAGCAUCUUCAGCAUAACUGCGUGGUGGGUGACCGUUGUUCUGGUCGCCCACGAAGCGGCUUCUAAAGUCCCUGAUUACCCACAACACGGAAAAUCUAUUAUAAAUUUAUUCCGUCAAAAAUUCGGAGAAGAAAUAAGUCCUAAUUCACAACCCAACGCUCACAAUCUGAAUUGGGAAUCAAGUACUGUGUUUGGAACUGGAAAUGACAAAAGGAAACUCGAAGAUUUCUCUUCUUUUUCACCUGAAACCGCAAAUUUUUUUGACGAUCUCCGGAACAGCGAAGCAGAACAUCCAAAGUUCCAGGACGUGGUUGAAGAAGCCCCUGAUGCUCCUUCGUCCAUGGCUGUGAGGUUUCUAAGGCCGCCGCAACUUCCAGGCACUUCAGGCAACCUCAUAAGUCCUCUUCAGCCUGAAGGAAACAUAGAAAAUAAGUUUCCUCUGAACGACAUAAGCGAUAAAUUCAAUGAGGAUAAUAUCUUCCUGGGUGAGCAAAACCCAAAAAUUUCAACGGUUUUGUCGACCCUGCGACAACAGUUACCUCUGGAAAAUGUCGUUUCUGAUUUACCGAAUUUUAGCCCCAGCGAGCUGUUACCCAACCACCACUUACCCAGCAACCAGUUACCUAGCCACCAGUUACCCAGCCAUCAGUUACCCAGCCACCAGUUACCCAGCCACCAGUUACCCAGCCACCAGUUACCCAGCCACCAGUUACCCAGCCACCAGUUACCCAGCCACCAGUUACCCAGCCACCACUUAUCUAGACAACGAGUACUCGGCAGUUACGAAUCAUUACAAAACUCAACACCGCUUCUAUACCAGCCUGAGAUCGGCGACGCAUGUUUCUCCAGCAAUGGGGAGCCUGGAAUGUGUGUGGCUGUGACGGACUGUCCGCAGCUGCUGCCGCUCCAGCGACUGUCACACAACUUGAACGCACUGAUUUUCCUGCUGCAGCAACAGUGCCGUGUGGAUGUCGCCGAAUUGUACGUGUGCUGCGAGUAUCCUGCCUACCAGCCGCCGCCCAACACAGCGAUACCAGCGGAAGACACGCCACGUCCACGUCUAGCGCGCUCGAAGGUGCGCGCCCAACUGCCCGGUCCCGGGGAGUGCGGUGUUGCCAUCCAACCAGCUCAAGAAGGCGGUGAACAGGCUUGGCCGUGGCUGGCUGGCCUGGGCCGGCUGACUGCGAAUGGCUUUAGGUCGAUGUGCUCUGCCACGUUGGUGACACAAAGCCAUGUCAUCACGGCAGUCACAUGCUUCUAUCAACCGGAGCUCCGUCAGCCCACCAUCGUGCGCUUGGGAGACCAGGGAGGUGGUGAGUUCGCUAGAGGUAGAAAUGGUAGUACUGAUGGAAGUGAAAAUGCUGGUUGUGGUGGUGGCGGUGGAGGAAGAAGUGGUUUAGUUGAGGAUCGCAACAACGAUGCAGAUGCCUACAUCGAUCACCUGAUUGUAGGGCGCACCGACCCUGGUUGGGUGCUCCACUUCAACCUGGACAACCUGGCGGUAGUCACCAUCGACCCUCCCGUUACCUUCACGGCUAAGGUGGGACCAGUGUGUCUCCCCGCCCUCCCCACACCCGCCGUUGGCACUCAGCUCAUAGUGGCCUCAUGGACGUCUAGUACCCAAAGUCUGCAGGUGCUGGGCCUGCGCAAGUGUCAAGCAGCCUACAGCGACCUGCAGAAAAACUUCAUGUUAGUGGACCGACGCAACCUUUGCGUCAUAGAAGACCCAGCUGGCCCCACCAGCUGCGCUGAGCCAGGGUCGCCACUGAUGCAGAAACUGGAGGAUGGUGCGUGGGCCCUAGCAGGGGUCGUGACUGUGGGGGGAUCUCGGUUCUCAAGGGCCAUGGACCCCUUACCUGACGUCGACAACUCUUCUGAUCCUCUCCCUACCAUCGCGACGCGAGUGGCUGCUUACCGUGACUGGAUUAAAUCUGUCAUACAAGACGAGUAGUGGAACAUGUUAAAUAAAACUUGUAGGUAGGAUAAAUCACGCAAGACAAGAAUGUUGUACAAGAUGUAGGCAAAAUAUGUCUAACACAAGUAGGUAGAAUGUGUCUAAAUGACGAGAUUAUUAAAUAUGUCAGUAAUAAGAUGUGGCCAUUUACAUUUAUCAUUUAUGGUUUAUUUAUGAUU
Molecule: messenger RNA, 2320 nt
Organism: Hyalella azteca
Lineage: Eukaryota; Metazoa; Arthropoda; Malacostraca; Amphipoda; Hyalellidae
Product: serine protease 7
Exons: 9
Coding region: 174-2138 (654 amino acids)
Biological process (GO): proteolysis
Molecular function (GO): serine-type endopeptidase activity
Source: RefSeq, a predicted model, not a curated record